UUUCUGAAAUAAUAAUAACUUUAAGUGUCCUAAAUAAUGGCAUACCAACUUUUUUAAUUUUCAUUGCGAAAACCCGAAAUAUUGAAAAAUCGGUGCUGUAUGUUGACUUUUUUCCUUGACUGUAUAAUAAAAUGGAAAUCAAAGUAAUAAGAGCACUAUUUUAAUCUCAACAGAGCUGGAAAAUACGAAAGAAACCCUCAUACAUAUGUAUGUAUGCUGUGCGCGUGUGUGAGUGUGGUGCAUUCAAGGCUGAUAAAACAACACAAAAAAACAGAGCAAGUGACUAACUAAAAGGCGACAAACACAAAACUACGCGCUAUUCAUUACGCACGGAGCAACAACAAUAAAAAACAUGGAAGCAGUUGCCAAACACGAUUUCUCUGCGACGGCCGACGAUGAGCUUAGUUUUCGCAAAACUCAAAUCCUAAAGAUACUAAACAUGGAGGACGAUUCAAAUUGGUAUCGUGCCGAAUUGGAUGGCAAAGAAGGUCUCAUACCCAGCAAUUACAUAGAAAUGAAAAAUCACGACUGGUACUAUGGACGCAUCACGCGCGCCGAUGCCGAGAAGCUGCUAUCGAACAAACAUGAAGGUGCCUUCUUGAUACGCAUCAGCGAAUCCAGUCCGGGCGAUUUCUCCCUUUCAGUCAAAUGUCCCGAUGGUGUGCAGCAUUUUAAAGUUCUGCGCGAUGCGCAAAGCAAGUUCUUCCUCUGGGUGGUAAAAUUCAACUCCCUCAACGAGCUGGUGGAAUACCAUCGGACGGCGAGCGUGUCACGAUCACAGGAGGUCAAAUUGCGAGAUAUGAUACCUGAAGAGAUGCUCGUGCAGGCGCUGUACGACUUUGUGCCACAGGAAUCGGGAGAAUUGGACUUCAGACGCGGCGAUGUCAUCACCGUCACAGACCGAUCCGACGAGAACUGGUGGAACGGCGAGAUUGGCAACAGGAAAGGAAUCUUCCCAGCCACUUAUGUGACGCCAUAUCAUUCAUAAUAAGAUAAAUAUCUAAAGGACACAUGCACCCUACUCCCCACAGAAACACAGAAGAAGCAAAAUCAACAACAACCACAACA
Drosophila miranda is the source of this 1068-nucleotide messenger RNA. Its product is annotated as protein enhancer of sevenless 2B. The record is from RefSeq and is a predicted model, not a curated record. Gene Ontology annotation, molecular function: protein binding. Lineage: Eukaryota; Metazoa; Arthropoda; Insecta; Diptera; Drosophilidae. Bases 353 to 988 code for a protein of 211 amino acids. The transcript is spliced from 5 exons.